Spirometra erinaceieuropaei is the source of this 1398-nucleotide messenger RNA. NCBI's taxonomy places the organism in Eukaryota, Metazoa, Platyhelminthes, Cestoda, Diphyllobothriidea, Diphyllobothriidae. The record is from the annotation of a GenBank genome assembly.
AUGGAUCCUAAAACCCUCAACCUAUCGCAAAAAACUUCCGACUUUGAUGAAAAUGCAAACAAAACAGAGACGAAUGAGGAUCUUAAUCGACUGCAGCUUAUAUCCUCGUCAGAUCAUGGCAACCACAUAUUGCCUAUGUCGGAGCACGAAACCACUGUGUUCUCGAGAGUGUCGCCGGUCAGAGGACAAUGUCUGAUUAUUCAGGGACUUCCCGAAUCCACAGCUAGUGCCUCCAAAGAGCGGGUCUCGGCAGACCUACAACUCUUCCAAUGCCUACUCAACGAGCUUCUGCGCGCCAAUGAGGAAGUUUCGGUUCUCAAGGCCUAUAGGCUUGGAAACCGCUCAAUCGACAUAUCAGAGCACUCACGUCCCCGACCACUCAAGAUUGUGUUAGCCAACCAAGAACAAGUAGGACUUAUUCUCUCACGACGAUUCCGAAUCAAAGACACCAACCGCGGCGUUUUUUUUUCAGCCGGAUUACACACCGGCAGAGAGAAUAAAACGUCGACAAUUAGUUCUGGAACUGAGAACAACGUUGCAGAAUGGCGAGACGGAUCUUGUGAUCUACAACAACCAGAUAGUGCAGCGCCCUCCUCUAAUCCGUUGGACCGAACCGAUCCGGAUGAGGGCACAGUAGCUUCCUUAAAUGGGAUCACAAACGGCACCAUAAUCAAACGCCCCAAAACUCUGAAACUAACAUUUUUUUACACCAAAGUGCAGAGUAUAUUGCCCAAGUUAGACGAACUGAAGAUCCACAUCUGUGACCUUUUCCCUGACAUUGUCUCUUUGACAGAAACCUGGCUGUCUAAAAACGUGGAUGACCGCGAAUUAAUGCUACCAGGAUUUCAGUUGUUUCGAAGAGAUAGGAGAGAGCGUCAGGGAGGAGGAGUCGUCAAGUACGUAAAACACGGCCUGCUUGUGUCAGAAAAAACAGAACAGUUUGCAUGCAGCGCCGAGACUAUCUGGCUCACUAUAAGGGUACCAGGAUCACAUAGCCUUGAAGUUCUGACCGUCUAUCAACCACCGAGGAGUGGCCCCGAGGCUGACGCUCGUCUGUUAGAGGAGCUAGGACGAUUUGCUCUCCGGCCUGACGUCCUAAUCAUGGGCGACUUCAAUGCACCGCUCAUUGAUUGGAGUUCACUAUACGCGCGCGGCCCAGAAGUAGCUUUCGACCGACGCUUCCUGGACAUGGCACUCAGGUCAUUUCUCACACAGCACGUCCUAUUUCCCACGAGGGCCCGUGAGGGGCAGCAGUCAAACUGCUUGGGCCUGGUUCUCACGAAAUCGAUGGACAGCAUAGAUGAGGUACAAUGUCUGCCUCCCUUAGGUCGAAGCGAUCACGUUGUACUUCUGAUCCUAAAUCUAAUUCUAAUCCUUACCCGAACCCUAGUCCCCUAA